Messenger RNA from Nymphalis io (European peacock), 1413 nucleotides. RefSeq lists its product as uncharacterized. The transcript has 10 exons. Lineage: Eukaryota; Metazoa; Arthropoda; Insecta; Lepidoptera; Nymphalidae. The coding region runs from base 141 to 1373 and encodes 410 amino acids. The record is from RefSeq and is a predicted model, not a curated record.
CUCUGUCUACGUAAGUUACUUAGUUGCUCUGUCUACGAGUAACAUUGUAGUUAAAAAUAUUUACAUUAAAAGAAAAGCUGAAUUAAGUAGCUAUUUAAGUUGAUAAAAUUUUGCUUCAUUUUAAAUAGUAUAUUUUUAAAAUGUCUGUAAUAGCAGUUGGUGCAGUUCCGAUGAAAUAUAAUUUAGUGAGAGUGAUGAAAUUAUUGGCACCGGUGAUAAAGGGUCACUUCGAAGCCUUAAAUUUCGCUCCGGGAAACAAAAAUACGAAGAUUUGCUACUUACGUCUCUCUGAAAAACUUGAUCCUCUUCAAGUCGUCGAGAAAAUAAAUUCAAAACCACUUGGAACCACAAAAAUAAAGGCAUUCAUCCCAGACCAGGUUCCAGAUUUGCCGCUCGCCUCUAAAUUGAAACAAAUCCCGUCCAAAUUGAGGAAGUCAUUAAGAAUUCCACCAGAAUUUACACCAAAACAGUUAAUAUCUCUGACCCAUGGUCUUAUCAUGCAAGAGAUGCAAUCAAAGUACACGGGACUGUAUGAACUCAGCAUGAAAACAUCAACGAAACGGGAACACGAACUGCUUAAUACAAUCGGCCAGGUGGUGUAUGAUCGCCUCAAUCAAAUAAUGAUGUCGGAUCCCUCAAUAGAUACAUGUUUCCUAUUGAGCAAGUUUUAUCGCAAGAAACAUCCGCACUUCGGUGAUUUCCAAUUCAUCCUGUCCUCACUGCAUCAGCUGCAAAAUGCUGAGGGGAAGCCCCGGGAACAGAUACAGGAGAGCGAACUGACGUCUAUUCGGGUUACACCUUACAUGGUAGACAACAUGCCCUUUGAUAAAGUGCAAGAGCUCUGCAAUAAAUAUACUGAUAAAAUAACCAGUAAGAUUUUGGAUCACGUGACUAAUCUGGAAACAAAAGUGAAUCCGGACAAUGAUUGCAUGGAGGAAGCGGCCAGGAUCAAGGUCAGGGAGCAGCUUAAGAAAAUGACGCCUUAUUUACCAAAUAUAAUCAAACAUGUUGUCUCUAAGUACUUCAUUCCGCAUCAGCCGAAGUGCCAUUUAGUGCGAGUAUACGGCGAGCCGUAUUUGCCGAACAAGGACGUGAUGGCCCCGUGGGCGCGCCGGCACUGCGCCGUCACGUCCGUUCGCGACCAGAACAUGUACAACCUGCUCGCCCUGCGCGUGCCGCGGGACGCGCGGGCCGCGCUGCUCGCCGCAGACGGCACGCUCGUCGGUGGUUCUAAGUUGGUGAUAAGACCUGCUGAUGCGCCUCAAUAUAAAGUAGCAUUGGAUUCGUUCAGCGUACAAGCGAGCGAGCCGAAGGAACCGAAAGCGAUGGAAUUGGAGCCCGACUACUCGGAAGACUGGAACGAUCAGUGGUAAUGCUUAUGACAAUUGUAUAAGUGUCAAUAAAUGAUUUAUA